GGAGAUUUAUGGAGAAAAAGAAUCGUAAAAGCGUGAGUCCCCUGUUGCCUGUUUUGUGUUUAAUUGUUUUAUUUAAAACAUAAUAUAACUUGAAGGUGUGAAUAUGGCUGAUCCAUCGAGGGGACGCGGGAGGGGCUUGGCCCUUCUCCAAGCCCUAAAGAAAUCUCAAGCAAUGGAGUCUUCUGAUGAGGCGUCUCCUGAUUCUACCCCAGGGCCCAGUACCGCACCUAGCGUGGCUACGAGUGCGGAACCUCAAAGCUUGGUCUCUGGUACAUCUUCAAUGUUGUCGGGAGCUACCUCCAUCGGUGGCAGGGGCAAGAUAGCUGCCAUGCUGCUUGCGAAGGCCCAGCAAAAACCAGGAGGGCCUGUGUUUUCACCUGCCAGUGAUGUUAGCCCGUCGCUUCCUAAAAGUGCCGGUCGGGGAUUGAAGCUGCUACAAUCUUUGCAAGCUUCGAAAGCGGCCGGCGAUGCUGCAAAGGCUGUGGAGCACGUUACAGAGAAGAUGGCUGAAGCAAGCGUGUCUGUCUCUAAGCCACCUGGUGACGAUCGUAGGAAAAAAGCAUUCAGAGAAGUAAGUGAUGCGCCUCCGGUAGUAAGGACUGGCACGAGCGGCACACCUGUAGAGGUGACUGCUAACUUCAUAUACUUGAAUGUCGAAGAGAACAAUGCGUAUGAAUACGAAGUACGGUAUGACCCUGAGCAGGACUUUAAGAACUUGCGGUUCAAACUUCUUAGUGAACACCGUCAGUAUUUUAAAGACAAAUCUUUUGACGGCACCACUCUGUAUGUGCCUCAUAAGCUGCCCGAAGAAGCUCUGAAUUUGGUCUCAACAAACCCCUUUGAUAACAGCAAAGUGAAAAUAACUAUAAUAUUUCGUAGAACCCGACGUUUGAGUGAAAUGAUUCAUAUGUACAAUGUUAUAUUCAAAUCUAUCAUGAAGGACUUGCAACUAGUGAGAAUUGGUCGCAAUCAUUUCAAUGAGAAAGCUGGCAUACCCAUCCCGCAGCACAGACUGGAAGUUUGGCCUGGUUACGUGACAGCGGUCGACGAAUACCAAGGAGGAUUGAUGUUGACACUGGACUCCACCCACAAAGUGUUACGAACACAGUCAGUGCUGUCAUUUAUCAAAGAGACGGUUCAAGCCGAAGGAGCUGGUUGGAAGAAAGCUAUGGCGGAACGUCUAGUUGGCUGUUCCGUUAUGACUACUUAUAAUAAAAAAAUGUUCAGAGUAGACAGUAUUGACGACACAAAGUCACCAAGAUCGACAUUUGAGAAGGAAGAAAAUGGUAAAAAAGUGCAGGUCUCCUACAUUAACUAUUAUAAAGAUAACUAUGGUAUUGAAAUAAAGGAUUAUGAUCAGCCACUGCUCAUAUCCAGGGACUCAAAACUCAUGUCGGGCUCUGAGAAAAAGAUAGACUUCAUGAUUUGUUUGGUACCUGAGCUGUGCCAAUUGACUGGUCUCACUGAUGAUCAGAGGAGUAACUUCAAACUGAUGAAAGACGUCGCCGCACAUACUAAGAUAACGCCUAAUCAACGUCAUGCUGCCUUUAAAAAGUAUAUAGAAGCAGUAAUGAACAAUGAAACGGCAAGAAGUCGUCUAGCGGGUUGGGGCCUUAGCAUAGCACCUGAAACUAUCAACCUCACAGCCCGUACAUUGCAACCGGAAACGUUAUACUUUGGUAACAACGUCAAAGUGCCGGGCAAACCUAAUGCAGAGUGGAACGCUGAGGUGACAAGGAACCAUGUCAUUCAGGCAAUUGAUAUUGUCAAAUGGGUGGUGUUAUAUACCGACAGAGACAAACAAGUGGCUAGGGAUUUCUUAGAAACCAUGAAGCGUUCGUGCCGUCCGAUGGGCAUCAACGUGGCUGAACCAGAAAUGAUUCGCUUGCCAAACGACCGAACAGACUCUUACGUACUAACUCUGAAGAAAGUCAUCACAUCGGACUUGCAGAUUGUGGUGGCGAUAUGCCCAUCGGCCAGGGAUGACCGCUAUGGGGCUAUUAAGAAGAUUUGCUGUGCAGAUAACCCUAUUCCAUCACAGGUAAUAAACGCUCGUACGUUAAUGAAUCAGAACAAAAUACGGUCAAUUACUCAGAAGAUUCUCUUACAAAUGAAUUGUAAGAUUGGCGGUACGCUGUGGAAUAUCAAUAUACCUUUCAAGUCCGCCAUGGUGAUAGGCAUCGAUUCACAUCAUGAUGCUUCUAGAAAGAAGCAGAGUGUUUGCGCCUUCGUAGCAUCAUACAACCAGGCGUUGACGCACUGGUACUCAAGGGUAGUAUUUCAGUCUAAAGGUCAGGAAGUAGUGGACAGCCUCAAGGAAUGUUUUGUCGACUCUCUGAAGCACUACAUCAAAGUCAAUUCGCAAUUGCCUGAGAGAAUCAUUAUAUACAGGGAUGGUGUAGGCGACGGUGAAUUUAAAGUGAUCCAAAAAUUCGAAAUACCACAGAUGGAGAUUUGUUUAUCGUUGUUCGAGGGUGAAUACAAACCUCGGCUUACUUACAUAGUGGUACAGAAACGUAUAAACACUAGAAUAUUUAUGAAGUGCGGUAGUGGCUUGGAAAACCCGAAUCCUGGUACUAUUGUGGAUCACGGCGUAACUAGACGCGAUUGGUACGAUUUCCUAAUAGUAUCCCAGAAGGUGAACCAAGGUACAGUAACACCUACCCACUACGUAGUUCUCCACGACUCUAGUGAUAUGACACCGGAUCAGUGCCAAAGAAUCACGUAUAAAAUGUGCCAUCUGUACUACAAUUGGCCUGGCACCGUCCGAGUCCCGGCUCCUUGCCAAUACGCUCACAAACUAGCGUACCUAGUAGGCAACAGUAUACACCAAACGCCGUCUCCGACUUUACAAGACAAAUUGUUCUUCUUGUAAUGUUUAGACUCAUAAUUUAGUACUGUAUAGUACAUUUUUUUUAGUUUCUAUUUUUUUUAUGAUAGUUUUUUAAGUUGAUUGUAAUUGAGCAAAGCUAAGACACACAUUCACUUGAAUUAAAUCUAUUGCU
Messenger RNA from Helicoverpa zea (corn earworm), 3005 nucleotides. RefSeq names its product piwi-like protein Ago3 (gene Ago3). Gene Ontology annotation, cellular component: P granule. The record is from RefSeq and is a predicted model, not a curated record. NCBI's taxonomy places the organism in Eukaryota, Metazoa, Arthropoda, Insecta, Lepidoptera, Noctuidae. Gene Ontology annotation, biological process: regulatory ncRNA-mediated gene silencing. Gene Ontology annotation, molecular function: piRNA binding; protein binding. Bases 104 to 2875 code for a protein of 923 amino acids. The transcript is spliced from 17 exons.